This is a messenger RNA of Microcebus murinus (gray mouse lemur), 7151 nucleotides long. NCBI's taxonomy places the organism in Eukaryota, Metazoa, Chordata, Mammalia, Primates, Cheirogaleidae. The record is from RefSeq and is a predicted model, not a curated record.
AUGUGGCAACAUUCCUUGAGCAGAGUGUUCUAGUCUCCAAGGAUUUAGAGGAUGUGCUGUCAGCCACUUCAGCUUUUCUAGUGGUUUAGCACGCCAACAGAGUUUUCUUUUUCCAUUCUCUCGUGUAUGCGUUCCAAUACUAAAACCAGAUGGAAACGAGGGAAAACUCUUAACACAGGCUAGUGCCAAAACAUUUCAUUUAAAAAGGAAACUCCAUCUGUGUGCUCUCCCACCACACAGCCCACUGUUAAGAACAGGAGUUUCACAGCUCACUCACUUCUGUUCGUUUUGAUGAGUUUUGACUAAUUGCAAAGGUAGAGCAAGUGGUGGUUAGGGAGAUGGCAAACUAAGGCGGCUUUCCAGAAGGAAAGCGGCUGGCGAGGCACUGUGUACCUGGCAGACAGCCUGCACAGCAGCCUACCACGAAGGCACUGUUUUAAGACAUGCAGAUGAAUUCUUUGUUUUGGGUAAUUUUCUUAGUGAACGCUUUUAGGAGUUAGUGCGCCUUGCCGUGGUAAGGAGAGUUUAACACCAUCAGGUUUUCCUUUGUCAGAGGCACUUAGGGACGCCAAGAGUCCCUUUUGCUCCCUGUAUUCUCCCACCCCAGCUACAGAAGAACGCAGGCUUAGGCAUAGGACUGACUUGCGGUGAAAUACUGACCGUACUAGCUCUGUCAUGUCUUUGGGGCUCAGUUUUCUCAUCUCAUCUAGAAAAUGGCAAUAGUAUCUAUUUCCCACGGGUAUUUUGAAGAGUAACUGAACUAUGUAUGUGCGUAUAAUGCCUGAUACAUAGAAGGUACUCAGCUUUAUGAGCAAGAUUAUUAUCAUUAGUGGGACACCCACUGGUUCUUACCAUGCGAAGGUAAUUCAUCUGCAGUUUUUUAAAAGAUGUUAAUGUGUAUUGAUGACAGGUAUCUGUUAGCCAAGUCAUGUGAGGCAAAGUCACAUGAUAGCCCAGAUUUGGUUGUGGGGGUUUCCUACCUAUCCUCCUGUGCUGCUUUCCCCUUUCUCUCUCAACUCUUUUUCCUCUCCUGUCUGUGUCUCACUCCUGAUAUGCAGAUUCCAGGUCAUUCUGACUGCUGAUUUGUAAGCCAGGCUCCUCUUGAUUCUCAAGGCUCCAAACUUAUUUUACCCCCAACUAGAAUUCUAGGUGGCAUCAUGCUGCUGUUCUAUUUCCGAGAGUUUGAAAAUGUCCACCCUGCUCCCAUGAGGAUUUGCACAUUGCUGGGUAUACUGGGCGCCGAAGUCCAUUGUGUUCAGGCCUCCUUGUCAAACUUCAUGGGGAGAUAGGACUGGCUUAGUUGAUCAAGGUCCUGUCCCUGAAAUGGGAGAUGUUAUUUUCCUACACCUAUCUUCACUGGAUCAAAAGAAAAAUCAUAACAAAAUAAAACAAAACAUUUUCUGGGGUCAAUCAAGUGCACAGUUAAGCAAAUAGUAGAAGUGGGAGAGGCCGAUACAAAUGCCUGUGCACCCAGCUUUUCAGCCCGGAUCAGGUUCUUGUUUCUCCAGCUCUUUCCUGUUGCCCUUCCUUUACACACACACACACACACACACACACACACACACGCACGCGCGCGCACGCUCAGAAUAUGAUUGAGUGACAUUUCCACCCCAAUUACAGUCAUGCUAAACCAUAUGCAGAACUUUCCAAAAGAAACUAUAAAUAACCAGAGUGUAGUGAGGUUGCCAGGUUGUCCAGUACCAUAAAGGAUAUAUGAAUAGGUAGUUACUGUGCUCUGAGCAUGAACAUGCUCCUCCUCUGGCCUUCCCUGUCAUCCCCAUUCAUAGCACUUAGCAUUGCUGGGUUUUGUCGGUUGGCUUUCUGUUUAAUUCUGCAGACUGACAGCCUCUAGAGGGUAGGAACUGUGCUGCAGACACCUGUGUCCUUAGUGCCCUGACCACAGUCCCCCUGUGGAACAAACAAAGUGCGUGGGGGGAAUUGGGCAUAGCCCUGCUCCUGCCCAGUCUCCCUAGGAGUCUUCAUGAGAGCUGAGACCACCUGAGCUCAGGGCUCCAUUUCUGGAUUCAAGCUCCAGCUGUGAGCUCACACGUUCACUCUGGGUUAUUCCAGCUGGUGCUUGGUUUGGCUUUGGUCUUUUUUUUUUUUAACUUACUAUUAUUCACACUAAGAUGCUGCUGGGUGGUCUUUUAAUUCCCUUGGAAUUCAUCAAAUUACCGAGCAGGAAAUUUUAUUCUACCUAAUAGCCCAGUUACCAAGAAAAAAUACAAGUUUCUCUGAUAUAUUCAGACUUUUAGAAUCAUCCAUAAUGAGCCAUUUAUAAAUUCUUCCAUUGUGGGCUACAGUGGGAAGCUGUUAUCUCAAAUUUUUGAAGUACCUGAGUGUUUCUUCUAAAGAAAGAGUUCAUGCUAUGGAGGAAUAAAUGAUCAUUUAAUGGGAAUUGAAUAUAUCAAAACUUUCCCCAAAUGCUCUUUUCUCAUAAGUAAUCGUUUUCAAUUCUACAUUCCCUUAAAGAAGGCUUUCAAGGGAAAAAUGGAAGCUCCAUUUUUGUUUUUUAGAUUUAACCUCUCUGAGGAUAUUCAUUCUGUCUUCCCCCUAGCUGCCCACCCCAGCUUUUAACAUAAAUUAUUCUUCAUCUACCAUACGUGGAUCCCAUGUGGCUUAGGUUGUAGAUCUCAUGGUAAACUGUGUUACUGCAUUUCAAUGUUUAUAUUCAUUUAAACAAAGUAUGCUGUUCUGAGAAGCCUGUAGGGGGUUGGCAAGUGGGUUUGAGAUGGCAAGAACAUACUCAGCUUUGAUUCCUUGAGAUCCAGGUUUUCGUUUUCCUAAGCAGAAGCACCAGAAUGGUGAGCUGUGCUCUUCCAUUUUCUAGCUAAUGUGCGUAAGUGGCAGUUAUGUAGGUUCUCUCUCUCCUUCCAUCCUUUCCAUCUUGUGGAUGGGUAAAAGUCAACUGUUUUUGCAUCCAUGAAUUUUUAAGUAUAUUUCUCCUUAUAAAUGCAUACAUGUUCUUUAUUUAAAAAAAAAUUAAAUGUGGCACCAAGGAGAAAAAAGAAAGAAAAGAAAAACCAACGGGAAAAUCAUGACUUUGUCUUUUCAGGCUUCAUACUUUUUAAUAUUCCUCCCCCUUUGUAAUAUUCUAGGUACAAUUUGUUCUCCUUUUUUAUUUAACAUGGUAACAAGAGUUUUAUUUUUUACACAACUUUUAUAAAGAUAAGAUUAAUGGCUCCUUGAGUACCAGAGAAUAGUUAAGCAUUCAUCUAUUGCUGGAUAUUUUAUAUUUUCAGUUUUCACCAGGAGAAAUAAUAUUUGUGGUCUUCUUUCUAUUUUAAAUACCCAUCUUGCAGAUGAAAAAACUGAGGAGCACAUGGAUAACUUGUUAGAGAAACAUCCACACUGCUAGGGAGUGGUAGAAGGGGCCUGGAACCUCAGUUCUCUGUGCCUUGCUUAGUCAUCUGCUGUGGAUCAAAAUGAGCUUAUUUUUAAAACCCAGUUCCACCAGAACUCUUUAUCUUGUUUCAUUCUGUGUGCUUAACAACCAGUUAAAAAUCACUGUGAUAUUUAACAUUGUUUUACACCAAGUUCUCUUUGAAGUACAUAUGCUGUCUGUUCCCUUUAGAGUAUGCCAUUAUUUGAUUUCCAUAUGCAUUUGCAGGUAUGUGUCAGUGAUUGUGUCUAUGUUUGCAGAGAAAGAGAGGGGAAGAAGGUUUCUUACCCAGAGUCAGCCCUGAUGUUCCUCAAAAGAGUGACAAACAAGAAACCCACACAGGCGUCCAUCACAAAGGUCAAACAGUUUGAAGGCUCCACGUCUUUUGUUCGGAGAUCACAGUGGAUGCUCGAGCAGCUUCGCCAGGUUAAUGGUAUUGAUCCUAAUCGGGAUUCUGCAGAGUUUGAUUUGUUGUUUGAAAAUGCUUUUGACCAGUGGGUAGCCAGCACAGCCUCAGAAAAAUGCACCUUCUUCCAGAUCCUCCACCACACCUGCCAGAGGUACCUCACGGACAGGAAGCCGGAGUUUAUUAACUGCCAAUCCAAAAUUAUGGGAGGAAACAGCAUCCUCCACUCCGCUGCCGACAGCGUGACCAGCGCGGUGCAGAAGGCGAGCCAGGCCUUGAACGAGCGCGGGGAGCGGUUAGGCCGGGCAGAGGAGAAGACAGAAGACCUGAAGAACAGCGCCCAGCAGUUUGCAGAAACUGCGCACAAGCUUGCCAUGAAGCACAAAUGUUGAGAAACUGCCCAUCCUGGUGACCCUCUUAAGAGAAAUGGAAGAGUUUGUUCAGCAGUUUUUACAAGAAUUCUGGACUUCCGCUUGCUUCUUUUUUUCCAAUAUUUGGACAUUUAGAGUAUUUUUGUUUUUCCUUUUCAAAUGUUACUAUGAAAGAAAAGGUGUUGUGUUUAUACAUUUCCCUAAUGAUCUUGCUAGGAAAUGCUACAAUAGCAUCAGCUUCAUUUUGGUUUUGUUUUUAUUCCCCUGUGCGUGUGUGUAUGUGUGUUUGAAUGUGUUUUCCUUUUGAAAAAAAUUUUUUUGUAGUUUGAAUAUGCAAUUUGGACCAAAUGAUAAACGGAGCUAGGUCAAAGUUGUCAACAUGUAGUUUUUUCCCCUGAUACUAAGCAGGAAGACAUCAGAUGCUAUUGUUCCUGGAUGAAAAUAAAAGUCAAGCAGUGAUUGGUUUCACUCAUUCUUCUAGCUGCUCCUAAUUUGAAGGUUAAAAUUCUAUAUUAUGGAAAACAGUGGAUUUAUCAUGGAAAUAGCAAUCUUAGACUUUGCCCUUUACGUAGUAAUCUUUUUGCAUGAACCAUCACCAGCAUUCAAAAAAACAAAUCAGAAUCACAGAUAGAAAUCUGCUUUCUGAGCUACAGUUUAAAUACUCCUGCUGUUGCUUCCAGGCUGAUUAUUUGGAAUUAUCAUAUGAAGGAUAAAAAUUUGAGAGUAAAAACCUAAGGAAAAGCCUAUUUAAAACCCUCUGUGUAUUCAUGGAUGUUUGUCUCUUUUGUCAUUGCCCCAAUUGUGGUAGCUGCUAUUGAAAGGUGGUUUUUUUUAUCAAAAAUUGAUUUGUCCAGAUAAAGGUCUGUGUCAAUGAUAAUGUGAAAACAUACUACAUUUAAAAUGUUUUUUUCUUGUCUUACAAAGUCGUGCCUAUUUUAGAGACAACCUCACAAUGUCCUUGGGAAAGGGCCUUCAAUAUUUUGGUAUCUGAGUUUUGGAGGUUUUGAUGCUGUUAUUGCUGUUUAUUUAUUUAAUGUAAUUUAACAUGUGGCUUUCUUGACAAAUUGCAUUUCAUGGCAAUUGCAACUUGCUGAAUAUGACAUAAAACACCACAGUCGUGAUGCCUUUGCAUUCCAGGCAGAUUAAAUAAAAUUGGUCACAUUCCUCCUGAUUUUCUGUGUAGGGUUCAGAGUCUAGAAGUUUUGUUUCCUAGAGUGUUAAAAUGCUAAACCUAAAAAAGCUGUUCUUUUUCUUAAUGAAAAAGGAGGCAGGCUGCACAUCUUAGGCACGCUGUGGGCCUCCCACUGCGGUGCAUUGAUUUUUAAGCUGCCUGAAUUGUCAGGACCCCUUCUGUUCCUUCCUAUCCAUUGAGCCAGUAAAGUCUAUACUAUACUAUAGCCUCUUACAUAGCAGCGUAAGAUGACUCUUGGAUAAUUAAUGCUCAUUUAAAUAGCUUGAAUUCUCCUGAUAAAGCAUUCCCAAGGAGACAGAAAGUCUAUUAGGGGAAAAAAUAUUGUAGGCAGUGCAUGUCCAAAGGGAGAUGGGACUUGCUGGAGACAAAUGGCUGAAUCCUCUUAAAGAUGAUCCAAUUCAAAAAAACUCUGUAAAAUUUAUAUAGUAAAUUAUGUAAGUUUAAUAUUUUAUACUUUUAGUGUCUUAAAAGUUUAAAGAAGUAAGGAACAACAUGCCAUUUGGUGGGUACCAUUAGAAGACUAUAUAAUUGUUAAGAAAAGCCCCAAAUAGCACUCCAAACAGAUUUUGUGUGCAGACCUCUGUUCAGAAAACAUAUACACACACACAUACACAUACACAUACAAAGAGAGAGAAAUAUUCAUCUCCCCAAAUUGCAUUCUGGUUUCAGAAAUAGAUAGUUGGUAUAAAUAAUUGAAAGGGUAAAUCUAAAACCCCUUGAUAAUCAGCCAAACUCAAGAAUAAAAUUGGUUGCCAACUGUCUAACAACAGUGCUUGGGAAGCUGCUUCUGAAAUAGCAGAAGGUGAGGUCAUAAGCAUACUGUGAAAUCUGAGAGCCUUCCUCCCUGGUGGAAUCGUGAUAGUUACUCUUAUCAUAUAUGUAAAUAUUCCACAUAUUGCCCUCACUCUGUUUAUCCUUUUAGACCUAACUGUUACUGGAAAUAGCCUGGAUUAGAAGAAUGGCCCAUGCCCUUGACCUCCCUGAGUCCAAGUCCUGCGUAGGUCUCCACCAGCAGAGAGGCACUAACAGCAGUCCCUGCCCCUCCUCCACCCCCCAGCCUCUGGCAGAGGAGCCCUGGGAUAACACAUGUGAAGUUCUUUGCUAUGUUUUUGUAGAAGGUGCUUCGGUGCAAAUAUUACGUUCCAACCUAGAGAAAAUUGCUAAAAUAACUCACAUCAUUUAGGACCCAUUUGGUUGAGCUUGCUAGAAGACAAUUUCAGUUUGUUUUAUUUCUGCACUUCACUAUGAAUUUGGGGGAUACUGUAUUUCUGUGAAGGAUUUCUCAAAUUAUAUUGAUAACACAUAAAGAAAAGAAACUUUCCAGUGUUACCGCUUCUUCCUGGAACGUAGCUGUAGUAUUCCUCACUAGUAUUAUUAGGUAUCUGUGUACAGGAAGUAUGCAGUUAUUCAGGUUAAUGUUUCAUAUUAAAGAAUGUAUUUGUAAAAUGUAACAUCAGUAGUUAACUUUUUUUAAACUCUUAAAAUAGUUAAAAUUAUGUGUUAGACUUAAAAUUACAGUGAAAUCUGUUUUAAUACUACUUUUGUGGCUAGCAAAGGUUGUGUAUUUAUAUAAAAAUAUUUACAGGAUUCCCUAAAUAAAAGAUAUUAAAGAUAGGUUUUGCUCUUCAUUUUCAGAAUUGUAACAUUGCUGAUGUCUGUUAUACAGCUAUUCUCCAGAAGUUCUGUAAGAUGUGAAAUAUAAUUUUUGUUUAAUUUAGAGACAAGUGACACCUGCUCUAUUGAUUCACUAUGACAGCAAACCCUAAUUUUGUCAUUAAAUAUUUUAACUCUGUGAUGAAA